AUGAGCGACAAUGGACCUCAAUACAAUAGUGCCAUAUUCGUAGAGUUUGCCAGAGACUGGAAUUUCCAACAUAUAACCUCCAGCCCGAGAUAUCCACAAUCCAAUGGAUUUAUAGAGAGACAAGUACAAACUGUCAAGAACACCAUGAAGAAAGCCAAGAGAGAUAACAUAGGCGUCAACAAGGCAUUGCAAUGCCUAAGAGCCACUCCAUUGGACAGCCAUCUACCAUCUCCAGCGGAGCUGUUACUGGGGAGAAAGAUCCAAACCAACAUACUGACCAGAAUUCGGAACCAGUCACCCCAAAAAGAUGACAUCUACCAGAGACUGCAGACCAGGCAGGAUGACCAAAAAAAAUACUUUGAUGACAAGCACACUUCCCCCACUACACAAAGGACAAGAAGUCAGAGUCCAGAAUCAAGAGACUGGAAGAUGGGACAGAGGAAAAAUCACAAACAGGAGACAAGAACGAAGGUCAUAUGA
This is a messenger RNA of Strongylocentrotus purpuratus (purple sea urchin), 480 nucleotides long. RefSeq lists its product as uncharacterized. NCBI's taxonomy places the organism in Eukaryota, Metazoa, Echinodermata, Echinoidea, Camarodonta, Strongylocentrotidae. The record is from RefSeq and is a predicted model, not a curated record. The transcript has a single exon. Bases 1 to 480 code for a protein of 159 amino acids. Gene Ontology annotation, biological process: DNA integration. Gene Ontology annotation, molecular function: nucleic acid binding.